Metarhizium brunneum ARSEF 3297 is the source of this 1047-nucleotide messenger RNA. RefSeq lists its product as uncharacterized. The record is from RefSeq and is a predicted model, not a curated record. NCBI's taxonomy places the organism in Eukaryota, Fungi, Ascomycota, Sordariomycetes, Hypocreales, Clavicipitaceae.
AUGGGCUUGAACAACACAAACCGUAUUGAAAACGAGGUUGCAGCAAUGCAUCUCGCGCGCGGUGCUAUCGCACAGCUAGGUUCUAGAUAUGCCUCCCUCGUGCCGGCCGUCUAUGCUUGGAAAGCGGCCGCUGGACCUCAUCCAGUCGAUGAGACGGGAUUCGGAUGGAUCGUCAUGGAGUACUUGACGGGGUCUCCCUUGCACGAGCAGUUUAAGAGUUUCGACAUGGCGGAGAAGAAGUUGAUAAUUCCUGAAAUUGCCUCCAUCUUCUCGUCUAUCCAGAGGGUGGAGUUGCCGCCUGGAGUCGAUUGUUUUGGUGGUUUUACCAUAAAUAAAGAAGGAAACAUUAUCUCUGGCCAGGAGACGAUUCAGGGAGCGCCAGGUGGUCCAUGGCGCGAGUACGAUGAAGUCUGGAGGCACCAGAUGCUCUGUCAGCUAAAAGAAGCCGAUGCCAACGAGUUGAUUCAGGGAUGGCGAGUCCACGGGAUCCGUGAGCGCAUCGAGCAAUUUCUCAAUGUGACGCUACGCCGUGUACUUCAAGAUGCGGGCGUUGAUAUGUCCAAGCUUGGCUUUGUGCACUUUGACUUUACUAUGAGCAACAUGCUCUACGACGCCGAAGAGAAGCGCAUCAGUGGCAUCGUCGACUUUGACUUUGCCGGCGUCAACAAUCCAGCCCACGAGUUCUUCUUCACCUCGCUCCAUGACGUUCACGGCACUACACGCGAGCAAAAGUCCGACAAGCUCCGACGGGCCAUAUUAACGGGCAACUUUGGCGCGAGCACAGAAGCAGGGGAAGAAGAGCACGCCGACGCGUGGGAGCUCGCAAAGCUAUGGGACGAGGUUAUGGGGGAGCGUGGCGGGCUUCGACCAAGGGAUAUCCGCGGAAUGACGACGCUGGCGAAGCUUAACACUUUGACCGACAUGCUUUUCCCGUGGCAACUGGGCAGUGUGGACAUGUUGAGGCGGCAAACGAGGGAGGAGAAUGCCAAGAUGAGAGCGAGGGCCGAGAAGGCUAUUGAUGACAUGCUGUCGGGAUGGGGUGUCUAG